This is a messenger RNA of Paracoccidioides brasiliensis Pb18, 5157 nucleotides long. Its product is annotated as aminophospholipid-translocating P4-type ATPase DNF3. Gene Ontology annotation, molecular function: ATP hydrolysis activity; ATP binding; magnesium ion binding. Bases 1 to 5157 code for a protein of 1718 amino acids. Gene Ontology annotation, cellular component: plasma membrane. Gene Ontology annotation, biological process: intracellular protein transport; phospholipid translocation; post-Golgi vesicle-mediated transport. The record is from RefSeq and is a predicted model, not a curated record. The transcript is spliced from 2 exons.
AUGGCGGAGCAUGAUGGAAACUCGGUAACUGGAGGGUUGAGUCCUCGAUUACCCCGCCGUGCCUCCUCGAGAUCGCCACUGAGAGACAGCAUUCUCGGAACAGACACUGGAGAAAGAGAAGAUAGUGAGAAUGUUCUGCUUCAAGAUGCUGGAGCGCGCAAUGAUGCCGAUCCUGGAAGACCAGUGGAAAGUGGGGAUGGCGGUGGAGAUGGCAGUGGGGAUGACGGUGGGGAUGGGAGACAUCCCAAUACUCCAGGGCGUGUGCAUGCUUCACUGGAUACUCCUAGACCUGCGCUGCUGAAUUUGGAUAUGUCCCAUCGGAGACCGUCACAGGCUCGUGUCCGCUUUUCAACAGAGCUAGAGCGAACUCCGGAUACUAGUGCUCAGAGCCUGGUACGAGAAUUUCCUGCUGGGGCCGGAGGGGACGGCCGAAGGCGUGCCCCUGGCUUGGGACUGACAUUGGACACAUCCUCCACGACUUCACUAUCAGAUCCACGACGCAUCUCCUCGCAAAGCGCUGGUGAGACUAUAUCGCCACGCUCAUCUGCAGACGCUGUCUCGCCCUUACAUGGUGUUCCUCCCAUCUCUCCCAUCUCUCGAAGUCGGAGCUACUCGCUGCGACGAUCUCUCUUUACUCGGAACAUUGCCAGCCAAUCAGAGGAGGAUGGGACGAAUAUUGAAUUAGACCAGGAGCUGCCAUCUGGAAGUGAGGCUCUGUCACGGGUCUCUUCUAGGCAACAACAACACCUACAUCCGGAGAAGACCAAUCCAGAAGUCCUUGUCCCAGCCCCAGCUAGCACUAAGGAUGAAGAAUCCACCACAUUCACCGACCCGAAAGACCUAUUAAUGGAAAAGUUGCCAUACUCUGUCAGGGCUGCCGCAUCCAAAGUGCGUUCCACGCCUGAAUUCGCGCUGGGCCGACUGAAGUAUUUUACAGGUGUUUUUCGCAAAUAUGUCCUGCGCAUCAAAGAAAUCCCCCCUAGCAAGGAUGGCCGACAUAUCGAUCUUAACGUACGGCGGCAAUACCCUCUCAUCGACGAGCGGACGGGAAGACAGUAUGUCAGCAAUCACAUACGGUCUAGCCGAUAUAGUGCGUGGAGCUUCUUCCCACGACAAUUGGUAGCGCAAUUUUCCAAGUUUGCGAAUUUCUAUUUCCUAGUCGUUUCGAUUUUACAAUUGAUACCAGGUCUGAGUACCACAGGCACUUUCACCACGUUCGUUCCGCUGAUGGUUUUCGUUGGUAUUUCUAUGGGGAAGGAGGGGAUUGAUGAUCUACGCCGAUACCGAUUAGACAAGGAGGAGAACAAUCGUAUCGCCUACAUUCUUCGGCCCCGCAACAGCUAUAAGGGUAAUAACGGAGCCUUGGAACCCAAGAAUUCUAAGGACACCGAGUCUGAGUUAAACAGUAAUGGUGGGGAAUACUGGGCUCCGACGAAAUGGGUCGACAUUCAGGUGGGCGAUGUAAUCAAGCUAUCGCGCGAUCAACCGGCUCCUGCCGAUCUCGUCCUUCUCCAUGCCGAAAAUGUGAACAACAUCGCAUACAUCGAGACCAUGGCGCUGGACGGCGAGACAAACCUGAAGAGCAAGCAGCCCUGCCCUCCCGUCGCAAAGACAUGCAGGACAGCAGAAGAUAUCCUCCACAAUACAUCCAUUCACUUCACGGUCGAAGAUCCCAACAUCGAUCUCUAUAAAUUCGACGGCAACGUCACUGUGGGCCAGGAGAAAUUACCCCUGACCAAUUCAGAGGUGAUAUACCGCGGUAGCAUCCUGCGGAAUACCCACGAAGCAUUCGGGAUGGUCAUAUACACGGGUGAAGAGUGCAAGAUACGCAUGAACGCCAAUAAAAACCCGCGCAUAAAGGCGCCCGCGCUACAGACGGUGGUGAACCGCGUUGUCGCGGUUAUUGUUCUGUUCGUCGUCGUCCUUGCCUCCGCGUGUACGAUUGCGUAUAAGUUCUGGUCACGAGAAGUGGAGGAUAAGUCGUGGUAUCUGGAGCAUGCAGAUGUGUCGUAUGGGCCGAUUUUCACGUCGUUUCUGAUUAUGUUUAAUACCAUGAUACCUAUAUCGCUUUAUGUCAGUUUGGAGAUUAUUAAGGUUGCGCAGAUAUUUUUGUUGAACGAUAUUGAUAUGUAUGAUGAGGCGUCGGAUACGCCGUUGGAGGCGAGGACUUCGACGAUUAAUGAGGAGUUGGGGCAGGUUAGUUACAUAUUUUCCGACAAAACAGGCACGUUGACGGAUAACUCCAUGAAGUUCCGUAAAAUGAGCGUUGCAGGCACUGCAUGGCUUCAUGAUACAGAUUUACAAGAGGAAGCUGCCCGAGAGGCAGAUCGCAAGAUGCUUCUACAUAAAAAGCGCCUCUCCAGAGGGAAAAGGGUCUCCUCGUGGAAAUCAGCCACAGAUGACGUAGCCAGGAAGUCCGGCGUUUCAACUUACAGAUGCGAUGAAGCCUCAUCCCCCGCCCCCACCCGCUGGAGGUCAAACAGGAGAGGCAGAGCCCACUAUGGAGGGCGGACUGUGGAGAUGCUAGAGUAUAUACAGCAGAGACCACAUACGAUGUUUGCGCGCAAGGUGAAAUUCUUCAUCCUGGCCCUCGCCCUGUGCCACACGUGCUUUCCAGAACGUGACAGCGACGGCAAUAUUUCGUUCCAGGCUGCAUCCCCAGAUGAAGCUGCUUUGAUCGUUGCCGCGAAGGAAAUGGGCUAUUUAGUCGUGGAUAGACAGCCCAACACACUUACCAUCCGACUCACCUCAGCAGGACAAGACGGAGAAGGUGCUAUUGAAGAAGUCUAUGAGAUUUUAGACGUCAUUGAGUUUUCCAGUGCGCGGAAACGGAUGUCCAUUGUUGUCCGUAUGCCAGAUCGGCGUAUUUGUAUCUUCUGCAAGGGUGCAGAUUCCGCACUUAUAAGCCUUCUAAGACGGUCGCGUCUUGCGGCGGAAAAAGUUGCGGAAAUCGAAACCCGUGCCAACCGUAGGAAGUCUCUUGAGGCUAAAGAGGUUAUGAGACGGAAUAGCGAAUACGUGCAUCGCAAGGACAGCAUGCGGGCUAGCAUGAGUAUUGGCCGUCCUAGCUUUGCUACUGUUCGGCGGUCUAGUGUUUCAGGGAAAAUGCAUCCGUCAUUACGGGACAGUAUCAGUGUUUGGCUCCGUGAUCGGGAGACGGAUGGCGGUUUGGAGCUGAGAGAUGAUGAGGACGACCACUAUUAUAGUCCACGACCAUCUGCCCAAUUUACCCCGCGAACAUCUGGAGUGCUUUCGGAGUCUCGCCCGUCGUUUCAGAUGGAUGAUAGCGAGGAAUUGGUCGAGGAGGCGUUGGUGGUUAAUGAGGCGAUGGUUUUCGAGAGAUGUUUCCAGCAUUUGAAUGACUUCGCGACGGAGGGAUUGCGAACACUAUUGUAUGGGUAUCGCUUUAUUGAUGAGGAAGAAUAUCAGAAGUGGAAAGCCGUCUACCAUGAGGCGACGACGAGCUUGGUGGAUAGGCAGGAGAAGAUCGAAAGGGCCGGGGAGCUGAUUGAGGCACAGCUGGAGCUCGUUGGUGCCACUGCUAUUGAAGAUAAGCUGCAAAAGGGUGUCCCUGAAGCGAUUGAUAAACUGCGACGUGCCAAUAUUAAACUUUGGAUGCUUACUGGGGAUAAGCGGGAGACGGCGAUAAAUAUCGGUCAUUCUUGUCGGUUGGUGAAGGACUAUUCUACAGUGACGAUUUUGGAUCAUGAUGCUGGUGAUGUUGAGCGGACGAUCUUGGAAACGACGAGUGAGAUUUUGAAAGGGGGUUCUGCCCAUUCCGUGGUUGUGGUGGAUGGGCAGACGCUGUCGAUUAUCGAGGCAGAUGCGAUACUUCAGGAGCGCUUUUUUAAUCUAGCAAUUCUAGCGGACUCUGUCAUCUGUUGUCGUGCUAGUCCCAAGCAGAAGGCGUUCCUUGUCCAAUCGAUUCGGAAGCGGGUCAAGAAAUCAAUCACACUUGCGAUUGGCGACGGUGCCAAUGAUAUCGCCAUGAUCCAGGAAGCGCACGUGGGGAUUGGCAUCACCGGCAAGGAAGGUUUGCAAGCCGCUAGGAUAUCCGACUACUCAAUUGCACAGUUUAGAUUCCUGGUCAAACUCCUCCUCGUCCAUGGCCGCUGGAACUACAUCCGUGUAUGCAAAUAUACCCUAGGCACGUUCUGGAAAGAAACCAUCUUCUACCUGACCCAAGCCCUCUACCAGCGUUGGAAUGGCUACACGGGGACCAGUCUCUACGAACCCUGGUCUUUAAGCAUGUUCAACACCCUCUUCACCUCCCUCCCCGUCAUCUUCCUCGGAAUUUUCGAAAAAGACCUCGCAGCCUCUACCCUCCUUGCUGUCCCGGAACUGUACACCAAAGGCCAACGCAACGGUGGCUUCAACGUCAAACUUUACGUGGGCUGGGCCUUCAUGGGCAGCUGUGAAGCCAUGAUUGUCUACUUCAUCAUGUACAGCCUCUUCGGCCGCGCAUUGUUUACCCUAGACAACGGUGUCUUCGCCAUGGGCUUGCUCACCUACACCGCCUGCAUAAUAAUCAUCAAUCUCAAACUACAACUGCUCGAAAUUCGCUACCGCACAGUCAUGGCAGCUAUAUCUAUCAUCCUCUCUGUCAACACUUGGUUCGUCUGGAACUUAAUUUUCUCAGCCCGUUACAAGAUCAACGCAAUCUACAACGUCCGCGACAACUUCGUGUCACGCACGGGCCGCAACCUGCCCUGGUGGGUGACCCUCUUCCUCAUCGUGAUGACCGUGAUUCUCUUCGAAAUAUCCGUGACAGCAUUGCGUGUUACCCUUUUCCCGACCGAUGUAGACUAUUUCCAGGAGUAUGAGCAGGAUUUGGAUGUUCGGAAGCGGUUUGAGGAGGCGGCGGCGUUGGAGUUGCAGCAGGGGUGGGAUCGGGGGACGAAGAAAUCGAGCUUGGAGGUCUUGAGGGAGGCGGAGAUUGAUGCGGAGAGGGAGAUGCAGGUGCAGGAGUUGCUGGAUCGGAGGGCAACGGUGGUGGAAGGGGAAGCAGUUGGUGGGCAUUCCGGAAAUUCUGGAAGUGGCCGUGGCUAUGGUAGUGGACGUCGAUAUGGUCUGGGGAAAGAAGGGAAGAAGCAUCAUAAUGAUGUUCAGAUGGAAGAGGCGGACUUGGGAAAUAAUCGGCCCUCUAUGAAUGGGUAG